Messenger RNA from Oryza sativa Japonica Group (Japanese rice), 2130 nucleotides. Its product is annotated as glycoprotein 3-alpha-L-fucosyltransferase A. The record is from RefSeq and is a predicted model, not a curated record. Gene Ontology annotation, molecular function: alpha-(1->3)-fucosyltransferase activity. Gene Ontology annotation, cellular component: membrane. NCBI's taxonomy places the organism in Eukaryota, Viridiplantae, Streptophyta, Magnoliopsida, Poales, Poaceae.
CGACCAGGUCGUCUAACGACUCCGCCCCUCACCCACCACCCCACCCAUCGCCUCCGCCACCGGCGAGAGGAGGCGGAGCUGCGCGUGGCGAUGAAGGGGUCCCACUCGCAGUCGCAGGCCCAGGCCCAGUCCCAGGCGGGCCGGCGGCGGCGGUGCGGGUGGCUGCUGCCGCUCCUCGUCGGCGCGGCCUUCCUCGCCGAGAUCGCGUUCCUCGGCCGCCUCGACAUGGCGAAGAACGCCGCCGCGGUCGAGAGCUGGACCACCUCCUUCUACGCCCGCUCCUCCGCCCCCGCCCGCGACGGGAAGGCAGCGGUCGUGGUCCCCGGCGCGGACGCGGACGACGCGCCCCCGGGCGGAGGUGAGGUGGUGGAGGAGGACGACGGCGACAUCCGGUUGUGCGAGGAGCGGCUUGAGAGGGAGGACGGCGUGCCGCACGACCGCGACUUCGACAAGGAUCCCGUCCUCGUCGGGGGCGCCGCUAAGGAUUGGAAUAAAUGUUCUGUAGGAUGUGAAUUUGGGUUUUCAGCUACUAAGACGCCUGAUGCUACUUUUGGAAUUGCCCCAGAUCCUACUGUAGAGAGUAUCCUCAGAUCGAUGGAGUCAUCUCAGUAUUAUUCAGAGAACAACAUUGCUGUGGCUCGAGGGAGAGGUUACAAAAUUGUGAUGACAACAAGCCUUUCCUCAGAUGUACCUGUUGGCUACUUUUCAUGGGCUGAAUAUGAUAUAAUGGCACCUGUGCCUCCAAAAACUGAAGAAGCCCUAGCUGCAGCAUUUAUUUCAAACUGUGGUGCACGUAAUUUUCGUUUGCAAGCCCUUGAGAUGCUUGAGAGCUUAGAUGUCAAAAUUGAUUCAUAUGGUAGUUGCCAUCGUAAUCAUGAUGGCAAAGUUGAUAAAGUGGAAACUUUGAAGCGCUACAAAUUUAGCUUGGCCUUUGAGAAUUCCAACGAGGAAGAUUAUGUUACAGAAAAGUUUUUUCAAUCGCUGGUAACAGGAGCUAUUCCAGUUGUGAUUGGUGCUCCAAACAUUCAAGAGUUCUCUCCUGGAGAAGGCGCAAUAUUACACAUUAAAGAGCUUGAUGAUGUUCCUUCAAUUGCCAAGACAAUGAAACAUAUUGCAUCAAAUCAGGAAGCCUUUAAUCAAUCUUUGAGAUGGAAGUAUGAUGGCCCAUCUGAUUCUUUCAAGGCCCUUAUUGACAUGGCAGCGGUUCAUUCAUCAUGUCGUCUUUGCAUACAUGUCGCGACGAAGAUUCAUGAGAAAGAGGAAAGGACACCAAAAUUUAUGAAUCGCCCAUGUAGUUGUUCAAGCAAAAGAGGAAAGGUAUACCACUUGUUUGUCAGAGAAAGAGGGCGGUUCAAGACAGAGAGCAUUUUUCUGAGGUCGGACCAAUUAACUAUGGGUGCUUUGGAGUCUGCUGUGCUUGCUAAAUUUAGAUCGCUCAAUCAUGUUCCUGUGUGGAAGGAUGAAAGACCACCAAGUAUUAGAGGUGGGGACGAGUUGAAGGUAUACAAAAUUUAUCCAAUCGGCCUUACACAACGACAGGCAUUAUACCAGUUCAGAUUUAGAGAUGACGCAGAUCUUGACAAAUACAUUAAAGAUCAUCCAUGUGCAAAGCUUGAAGUGAUUUUUGUAUAACUAUGCUCUAGACAUUUUCUUUUCUUGCGCCUUUCUCUAGUUGAAAAUAUACAAUGUGUAGUUUCUGCUGUACGGUAAGCUAGUCUGCUAGUAUGUCUUAUGUAGUACUUCCUCCGUUUCAUAAUGUAAUUCAUUCUUGCAUUUCUCACAUUCAUAUUGAUUUAAUGAAUCUAGAUAGAUAUAUAUGUCUAGAUUUAUCAACAUCAAUAUGAAUGUGGGAAAUGCUAGAAUGACUUACAUUGUGAAAAAGAGGGAGUAGCAACCAAUUCAUGCUCACACAGAUCUAUCUACAAUCAAAAGCACAGCCUUGUUAGGCAUUGAGAUACAUCGAUUGUAAAUUUUCAUCGACAGGCCAGAUGUUUUGUUUUUCUCACUUUUUUGGGUAACAGUCAACAAGGGAUUGACUUGGGACAAUGAACGAUAUUGCUGUGAUAUAAUGUAAUGUACUAUGUUAUAACUGUAGUCACGGAGAAACAUCAAAAAACGUUUGCAGAACAA